AAAUGUUAGGUAGAUGCAGCAAACAGUUUCAUAGCAAGUUCAAAGAUUUAGUAAAAUAUGUUUUGAAAGCCUUUCCAUCGCGCUCGCGUCGCUUCCAUCGGUUCCUGGAGCUGAUAUCAGUGUAUCUAGGCAGCCCGAGCCCUCAACACUGUCCACGUAAAGCCAUCGAGGAUCCAAACAUCGUGUCACCACUCAGCCGGCUGUGUUUUGAGGCCAGGGAACUAUAGAUACAUGCAUAGUCACCGAUCCGACAAUAUGCUGCUGAAGCCACAGUGCCAAUUUCACUCCCAGAAGUCCAUGGUUUCGACGCAAGAAAAAUUCCUACCGAAGUAAAAAUCACAAAGGCAGAUGCUCUCGAACUUUACGAGAACAUGGUGCUCAUACGGCGCAUGGAGACUGAAAUCGCGAGUCUGUAUAAGGAGAAGAAGGUGUUUGGGUUCUGCCAUCUCUACGCUGGCACGGAGGCGGUGGGCACUGGCAUAGUCGCGAAUAUGAAGCCGGCUGAUAAUCUAAUCACUUCUUACAGAUGCCAUGCUUUCGCCAUGUUGUUCCAAAACAGACUGAAAAAGAACGGACCGUAUACCGUAAUGUCGGAGCUCGUGGGCAAAGCUGAUGGGAUAUCGGCCGGCAAGGGAGGCUCCAUGCAUAUCUACGUGCCGCCGUAUUUUUAUGGCGGCCAGGGAAUAGUCGGAGGACAGGUGCCACUCGGCAUCGGACUGGGUUUUGGACAUAUGUACUCCGACGACGGGGGCGUAGCCUUCGCCCUGUACGGCGACGGGGCCUCCAAUCAGGGACAGGUAUACGAGUCGUUCAAUAUAGCGGCACUGCUCAAGCUGCCGGUGGUUUUCGUGUGCGAGAAUAACCUAUACGGCAUGGGAACCGCGGCCAAGAGGUCUUCAUCCAGCGUGGAGUACUAUAAGGCGGGCAGGGUUAUCCCUGGGAUCAAGUCCGAUGGCAUGGACGUGAUUACUACUAGGGAGAUAGCCAAGGUAGCGAGCGAAUACAGCCGCGCCGGUAACGGCCCAAUACUCCUCCAAUUCGAAUGUUACCGCUACUUCGGACACUCCAUGUCGGACCCGGGCACGAGUUACCGUACGCGCGAGGAGGUGCAGGAAGUCCGGCAGUCCAGGGACCCCCUUAAUCAGUUAAAAGCUACGCUCGCGGACACACAGCUCGCGACUGAGGAUGAAAUUGAGGAAAUUAACAAGAAUGCAAAGAAACUAUGUGCAGAAGCAAAGAAAGCUGCUGAGGCGGCCCCCGUUCCAGACGUAAAAGAGCUAUAUACAGAUCUAUAUGUCAAAUACCUCGAGGAACCUAGAAGAAGGACAUGUAUUGGGUGACAUUUAUGACACCAUUAUAAUUUUCUGAAUGAGAGAUUAAUCCAGUCAAUACCUCGAUGUGAAAACCCAUUAAAAAGUAUGAUUUGGAUUUGGUCGCAGGCAUGUAGUAAUCAAAAUUUGUUGUAGGUAUUGUAUUCUAAUAUAAAUUGUAUUUUUCAUAUUUAUAGCUUGAACUUUUAUUGAUAUUUUUGGAUGUAUAUUUUUAUAUGAUGUAAGCGAAGUGGUCAUAUUUUGAUAUGUUUUUUUGUAAAUAAAUUAUACAAUGUGAA
This is a messenger RNA of Cydia pomonella (codling moth), 1609 nucleotides long. RefSeq lists its product as uncharacterized. The transcript is spliced from 9 exons. The record is from RefSeq and is a predicted model, not a curated record. Bases 372 to 1340 code for a protein of 322 amino acids. Lineage: Eukaryota; Metazoa; Arthropoda; Insecta; Lepidoptera; Tortricidae. Gene Ontology annotation, molecular function: oxidoreductase activity, acting on the aldehyde or oxo group of donors, disulfide as acceptor.